GACAGCGCGGCCCUGCGCGGACGCGCGGCGCCUAUGUGCUGCCAAAAUUGAGCGGAAGGAGACAUUUGGCGAGUCUUUCCACAAAUACCUACUCCGCGGCCAGUGUGCGCUUGAUAAAGCGAUUUGUGAUGCUGCCCACCGGCUCGGCCUCAGGAGUGGACGACGACGCGGCCGCGCCGGCACGCCGUCGAGCAGGCGUGGCGGCCAGCAUCAUGAAGCAGCAGUCGGAUCCCACGCCGGCUGCCGAGGACGUGCCGGCGUCGACCUACGCGCGUCUGGAGCGGUCCGUCGUCGCGUGGCUGGUUGCUGAUAAUGUUUUGUACACGUUUGCCAGUCUGAGCAAGAAGAGCGUCCGCUUGCCUUUUUUGCUGAUGGAGAAUCUCAUGUUUCCGAUCUGCCUAUCGGUCUGCAUGCUAUACGCAUUCGGCACCUUGGAUUCGUCGGCCGUCCGUAAGCGCGUGGUCGUCAUUUGGGUCAGUUUUAUGCUCUAUCAGGCCGUAUUUUCGUUUAUUUUCUGUUGGGUGCAAGGAUAUCCCCUUGCACGGGCGGUGGGUAUUACCGUUUUCUUCGUGCUUAUCGCCGCUGGCUUUUCCUGGCUCAUAGGCAUCAUCCGUGACGAACUACGCGCCCUCGGCUCCUUGGAUGCGACUCGUGUCAAGCGACUAUUCGAAAUCAUGGGAAUCCAGCUCGCGCUUGUGGUCGUCGGUGCCACGCAGGGCCUCGGGCGAGGGGAUAUGCCACGAAUCGUUGGAACGGUAACGUUCUCGCAGUCAUUGACGAUGGCCUGGUUUUAUUCGCUGGCAAUUUUCGAUGUAGCAGGCGUAGAUGUAGCAGUGGCAGGGACCCGUCUGCAACUCCGGCCCAUCGAAGGGGCUGCCUUAUUCUUCACGGGAACACUCGUCCUUGCAGGAUUUGCGGCGUACGUAGUCAGCGAGCAGAACGAUCCGUCGCGAAAGAUGGCCAUAGCUGUCUUCUUCGUGUUCGCCGCCUCGAUGAUCGGGGCCUACGUUAGCACCGCUCGCAUCGUUUCCGCCGCCCGGCGGAAGCGCCGGUCGAAGGUUGGCGACGACCUACCAGCAUAAAGAUGGCGAAAACCUCCCUAAGUAAAACUCGGC
Messenger RNA from Pelagomonas calceolata, 1115 nucleotides. The record is from the annotation of a GenBank genome assembly. NCBI's taxonomy places the organism in Eukaryota, Pelagophyceae, Pelagomonadales, Pelagomonadaceae.